Molecule: messenger RNA, 477 nt
Organism: Lathyrus oleraceus (garden pea)
Lineage: Eukaryota; Viridiplantae; Streptophyta; Magnoliopsida; Fabales; Fabaceae
Product: proline-rich receptor-like protein kinase PERK10
Exons: 1
Coding region: 1-477 (158 amino acids)
Source: RefSeq, a predicted model, not a curated record
AUGCUAAAUGAAACCACUUCACCAUCAUCAUCACCAUCUCCUCAAUCCCCACCUUACUACGAACUCACCGAACCAUCUAACCCCCAAUCCCUAACUUUGGCUCAGCUGCAAGCCCGUGCUUUGGCCUCUCAACAGCCAUCACACUCUGAACCUGCACCAAACUUUCCUUCCCCACCUCCUAUACAUCCAAAUCGCACCACAUCUGAACAAACACCACCACCUACACAACAACCAACCCACUCUGAACCACAACCAACCCAACCACCAUCUGAACCAACCCCACAACAUGAAUUAUCCUCACAGUCACGCUCUGACAUUCCACCACCCAUCACUUCCGUUGACCCCACAACUCUCACACUCAAUCUAAGUGCCUCAAACUCACCCUCCCCAGCCUCUGCCACUGGACCAGCAACUACCCUACCUACCCUUGAAGAAGCAAUCCAGGUUUUUGCAGAGUCUUUAGUUGAGAAGGUCUAG